Messenger RNA from Exophiala spinifera, 1992 nucleotides. RefSeq lists its product as uncharacterized. The transcript has a single exon. The record is from RefSeq and is a predicted model, not a curated record. Gene Ontology annotation, molecular function: oxidoreductase activity, acting on the CH-CH group of donors. The coding region runs from base 1 to 1992 and encodes 663 amino acids. NCBI's taxonomy places the organism in Eukaryota, Fungi, Ascomycota, Eurotiomycetes, Chaetothyriales, Herpotrichiellaceae.
AUGGGGCAGAUGAAGCCAUCGUCCUCGACAUCGGGGUUCUUCCAGGACUUCCCAGUCGUUCUACCUCAAUAUACGAGCACCACAUCUUCAGAGUCUGCCUCGACAUCCGAUGACCCAACAUUACCCCGUAUUCUAUCAUUAUAUCUUCCCACACCCACCCCGCGCGAAGUCUCAAAGCAUCUCCAUGACUUCUCGCGUCUUGUCCUGUCGCCGUCGACCCUGAGCCACACAGUCGACUGCGAAACCGACCAACCGACGCUCCACCCACUCACUACGUUCGGCGAAGAGAACAAGACAUCACCGCUCCGCACCAGCGAAGGGUGGCGAGCUCUCAAACAGAUCCAGACCAAAGCCGGCGUUGUAGGCCAUGGCUACGCGCACGCCUCGAUCCACGCCCCUUUCAACCGACGCAUCAACCAAUUCGCAACGCUACAGCUCUGGGACGGGAGCGCCGCCCUGGCAACGUGUCCCAUUGCCAUGACCGACGGGGCUGCCGUGCUCUUGCGACGCCACCUCCACGACGAACCAGACGACUCACAGCCCUUUCGGGCCGACGUCUUUCUCGAAUCCUACCGCCGUCUCAUCUCUCUGGACCCCAGCUACGCCUGGACAUCGGGGCAAUGGAUGACAGAACGCACCGGCGGCAGCGACGUCAGCGGCACUGAAACCGUCGCGCGCCGCAUGACGCCACAAGAGCUCGAAUCCGACGCCGCGGCCUCUCGCGACCAAGACGCCCACGGCCUCCCGCUCGGCCCUUGGACCGUGAGCGGAUACAAAUGGUUCUCGUCCGCGACAGACGCCGACAUGACGAUCCUGCUGGCGCAGACAGACAAGGGCCUCAGCGCGUUCUACGCACCGCUCCGCCGUCGCGUCGGCCGCGGACAAGCACACCACCACACUGACACUGAGAUGAACGGCGUGCGGCCGAUCCGACUCAAAUCCAAGCUCGGCACAAAGGGCCUCCCGACGGCGGAGCUCGAGGUGGCCAACAUGCGCGCCUACCUCAUCGGCCAGGAGGGCCAGGGGGUGAGGGAAAUCAGCUCCAUCCUCAACAUCACCCGCCUGCACACCGCGCGCGGCGGAGCGGGAUACCUGGGCCGCGGCCUCGCUGUGUCACGAGCGUACACGCGCGUCCGCCGUGUCCGCGGCGGCCUGCUGUCCGACAACCCGCAGCACCUCGCCUGGAUGGCCGACGAGACGGUCAAGUACGCGGCCGGCUCGCACCUGGUCUUCCUGGGCGUCGCGCUACUCGGGAGCUCCGAACAGGGCCACGACGCCGUGACGCGGGGCACACCCGCGGGCGCCCUCCUGCCUCGCGACAAGGAGUCAGCCGACACCCUGCUCAGGAUCAUCACGCCCGUCAUGAAGUCCCAAGUCACCAUGAACAGCGUCUCCGGGCUGCGGGCGUGCAUGGAAUGCCUCGGCGGCGUAGGCUACUGCGAGAACAACGAGGACGGCGGCGUCCUGAACGUCGCGAGGCUGUUCAGGGACAGCGUCGUCGGCACCAUAUGGGAGGGAACCACGAGCGUCAUGGCCGAGGACGUGUUGCGUGUGAUCAAGAACCCGAAGGACAAGGAGCGCCGGCGCCGACGCGACGUCUUGGACGCCGUGUUCGGGGCCUGGACGCGUGCUGUCCUGGCUGCAGUCGAGCAGGUCUUCGCCCUCCAAUGCCGCGCCGUGUUGAACCGGUACGACGCCCUGAAAGAAAUGGUGGAUCGGCUCAGCGUGGGGGAGCUGCUUCGUCGUGGAAGGGACGUCCUAGACCAUAUCGAAGCAGUAGCCUGCUCUUGCCUGCUGAUGUUUGACGCCUGCAGGGACGGAGACGAGGUCGCAAACGCUAUUGCGAAGACGUGGGUUAGAUCAAAGGCCUUACCGGCAGACGCUGCCGCUCUCGAAGAACCAGCCGACUGGAUGAAAGCGGUUGAUCUCGAUAGGAAGAUAUUUCUUGGAUCAGAUGCUGGGACCCGUGCGAGGGCACAAGCAAGACUUUAG